Molecule: messenger RNA, 1203 nt
Organism: Acanthamoeba castellanii str. Neff
Lineage: Eukaryota; Discosea; Longamoebia; Acanthamoebidae
Product: calcium/calmodulindependent protein kinase
Exons: 10
Coding region: 1-1203 (400 amino acids)
Biological process (GO): protein phosphorylation
Molecular function (GO): protein kinase activity; ATP binding
Source: RefSeq, a predicted model, not a curated record
AUGAACAUGCGGUCGCUGUUCUCGGGCAAGAAGAGCGGCGAUAGGGACAAGAAGAAAGGCGGCACUGGCUCUACAUCGGGAACAUCGACUUCAUCUCAUUCCUCGGGAUCGAGCAAGGGGCGAGGAGGAAGUGGAGGAAAGGGCAACAAGAAGAACCAGCCCAAGUGGGAAGACGUGCUCAAGGAUGACAUCCAGCCCGUGAACGAGGAAACCACUGCUCACAAGAGCGGUGCUAUCAACAACGUGUACAUACGCGAGGACAAGGAACUUGGCCAGGGUGCAUUCAGCAAAGUGUUCGAGGCAACGCACCGACUCACGAAGAAAAAGUAUGCCAUCAAGUGUGUAUCCAAGCAGGCAGCACAAGAGCAAGAUGUGGAGGCCGUGCGCAAAGAGAUAGAUUUCCUCACGCACAUCAAGCACCCAAACAUCAUUCGCCUGUACGAAGUGUACGAGAACACAUCCGAGAUCUUCCUCGUGCUUGAACUCAUGGAGGGAGGAGAGCUCUUUGAUCGCAUUGUUGCCAAGCGAUGCUUCUCCGAAGAGGAGGCCCGACGGGCGCUCUGCAUGAUCGCGUCUGCUGUCCAGCAUCUUCACUCUCACUCCAUUGUGCAUCGCGAUUUGAAGCCGGAGAACAUUCUCUACAAGUCGCCCAACGAUGAUCACCUUGUACUCAGCGACUUUGGCCUCUCGGUCGACGUCCCUGACGGCCGGUCGCUGACGCAGCCAUGCGGCACACUUCAGUAUGCAGCUCCCGAAGUGUUGACGGCGAGGACCUACCAGAAGGCCGUUGACAUGUGGGGCAUCGGCGUCAUCGCUUACGCUCUGCUUUGCGGGUUCCCGCCAUUCUACACAAACACUGGCGAUGAGCAAGAGCUUGCCAACAAGAUUGCCGACGCCGCGUUCGAGUUCCCCUCGCCUUGGUGGGAUCGAGUAUCGAAUUCUGCCAAGGACAUGAUCUCGGGGCUGCUUGAAAAGGACCCUACAAAGCGACUGACUGCCGAACAGAUGCUGGAGCACGAGUGGAUGGUGAACCCAGCGACGGAGGUGGCCUACCACGACACCGAGCACGUGGGCUUCCCCUUCCACCAGAACCGCAACUCAGAGAUUUUCAUUCAGAUCAUCAACAAGACCAUCGAGUACCGUCGUCAGUUGGAAGCGGAAGAGCUGGAGGAGCUCAAGCAAAAGGCCUGGUACACUGUAUAG